Molecule: messenger RNA, 4108 nt
Organism: Phragmites australis (common reed)
Lineage: Eukaryota; Viridiplantae; Streptophyta; Magnoliopsida; Poales; Poaceae
Exons: 9
Coding region: 227-3565 (1112 amino acids)
Biological process (GO): signal transduction; protein phosphorylation
Cellular component (GO): cytoplasm
Molecular function (GO): protein kinase activity; ATP binding; protein binding
Source: RefSeq, a predicted model, not a curated record
CACUCAAAAAGAAACUCUACUCCUCCCCCUCUCCCUCCCUCCUCCCUCCCGUUCCCCGCAAACCCACACACAAACCACGCGGCCCACGCCAUUGAGCGAGUAACCGCUCGAGUCCUCGGCCUCGCCUACUGCUCGCGUCUCGCGGCCGUGCGGCGGUUAGGGUUCGGAUUUGUGGGUGGAGACCGAGGCUAGAUCCAGCCGGGGGAGGAGGGGAGGGGAGGCGUGGAUGGCCGCCACCGCCGGGGUUGCCGAGGACGGCGGCGGCGGCGGCGGCGGCGGGGGUGGGGAGCGGAUGAAGCUGCUGUGCAGUCUGGGCGGGCGCAUCCUCCCGCGGCCCGGGGACGGGACUCUGCGGUACGCCGGCGGGGACACCCGGAUCGUGUCCGUGCCGCGCGGGGUGGCGCUGCCGGACCUCCUCGCGCGACUCGCCGAGGCGUACGGCGGAGCCACGGGCCCGCACUUCGCGGUGAAGUACCAGCUCCCCGACGAGGGGCUCGACGCGCUCAUCUCGGUGUCCUCGCCGGAGGAUCUCGACAACAUGGUCGAGGAGUACGACAAGCUGAGCGGCGCCAGCCCGAAGCUGAGAGUGUUUAUCUUCCCCAUCCUGGAUGGGGCGGGUGGCUGCGGCACCGGCGGGGAGGAGGUGGAGGCCGGGAGCUUUGACGCGGGGCUUCGGUAUCUGGAGGCCGUGAACGGUAUUGUGCGGAAGGAUAGCAUCGCGAGCCUAUCGUCCACGCAGUACUCCGACGGGGGACUGCCCCCUCCGGCGGCGUCGGGGGCCGGCGGCCCUGGCUCUCCGGCUGGGCUCUCCCCCACUUCCACUUGCUCCAAUGAUGCUGCGAGAUCGGCCUUCAGUGGGGCGGCACCCCCACCACUUGUUGAUGUGUUCAGCAAUGCCGCUCCAGCUCCUGUACCUGUGAAGCCGCAGGAGAGUGCCGCUGACGGGAGGGCUCCUCAGGCGAACCCACAUCCGGAGGCGGCUAGGUAUAGGCAGCCACUGUCACAGCUGCCACCACUGCCUCCUGUGUUCAUGAACGAUCAUAGAGAUGCCAUGCAGGGUCUGAAUCAGCCGCCACCAGGAAACGGUGUAAGAUUGGAGGACUGCAGCAUGUGCUUGAGGGCAUUGCCUCACGCCCACUCUGAUCCAGUGGUGAAUGAGUAUGGCAAUGAGGUGCACGGAGGGGCUGUGCCUGAGCCGGUGCCUAUGUUCAUGAGCCUGCGGCCUGAAGAUGUGGCAAGGAUUAUGAUGCCAGAGCGGGCAGUGCCAGCCCCAAUGGGGGCUUAUGGAUACACUCAUAUGCAUCCGGUGCCACAGGAGAGGGUGUAUGUGCCAAAGGUGGAAGGGGUUACAAACUCAGCGCUCAUUGAUCCAACUGGCUUGCAUCAACAUGUAUAUGUGCAGCAGCAGCAGCAACUGCCAUCAACCUAUGGAUUUAGCCAAAUCCCUGUGAUUCCUAACGAGAAGGACAGAGUAGUUUCUCCAAGUUCCACCCAUACCGAUGUUUCGAGCUCUCAUCAACAGUUUAGGCAGCAGCCACAGCAACAAGUGCCUUCAGGCCAUGGAAUGGCUCAGUAUCCAGUGAAGCAAGUUAGUCCCAGUAAUCAGUUUGCCGGUGAAGGUAGUUUUAGUGGUAAUUCAAGGCAUCAUGAGGAUGGGCAGGUGUAUCGUGAUAAUGUGCCUCCAGUGGCACCUGUGUCUGUUCCGACUUAUAUGGCAAAUGUGGACAGGAUGAUGGAUUCGCUUCGGGUGAGCCCCAGUGAGGCUUCUGCCUCUACAGAACAAAGGAAGCACGCCAUGUCUCCUGAUAACGCUUUACCCCAGAAUGCAAUAGCAGAACACUCUCAGGGGCACCCAGAAAAUAGUAUCAAUGCCAGACCAGAUACCCGAGCAAAAGAGAAUCAUCUGAGCAACACCAACACUUUUUUUGAUGUCAAUGAACCAAAGGUACUGCUUCAAACUGAAUCAAUGCCACCGCCUUCUGUGGCCAACUCUUAUUUGCACAAUGUCCAGCAUGUUAAUGCCAGCCAUAUGCCACAUAUGAUGAGCAUUGGGGGACCCUAUUCCAGUUAUGUUGUCGCUACAGUCAGGCCUUGCGGAGUGCCACCAUCAACUUAUGGUAUUGAUAUGGUAUAUGCAAAUGCCACUGCUAAUACAAUGAGUGAGCAUAAGGAUGUUCUGCCUGAAGUUUAUCACAAUGAAGCUCCACAUGAAGUCAUUACUCCAAACGCAGCUCAGGUAGCAACAACAGCAUUGGCAAAUCAUGCCCCAAAUGUUGAUCAACACCAAGAGUCUGGUUUACCAGGCCAACAAUUCAGCAAUGAGGACCCUUGGAAAGUAGCUACAAAUGCACAUGCACUGCCACCAAGACCUAAGAAGGUAGCAAGCAGAGAGAACAUCAGCCCAAAGGAUCCCCGGCCAGAUUUGAAUAUUCCAGCUGAGGAUGUUGCUCUCCAGCAACAAUCUGACCACAAAGACGUGCAUGCAGAACAUGCUCAGUUCAUCAAAGGUGAUGACAUCACUAAUCCAAACUUACUGGGUAUGGAUGAUGGGUUAGCUACAUCUAAAACUCAGUCAUCUGAGCAUCAGCCUCCCUUACUGAAUGAAGGAGUUGGGGCUGUUACUAAUAAAUUAGGUGGUGAAGUUCACAGCAAAGAGGCUGUCAAGAGCAGACCGGCAGAUUGGAUUUCAGGAUUUCCUAUUACAGAUGGACGUCUGCAGAUUAUAAAGAACAAUGACCUAGAAGAGCUCCAAGAACUUGGUUCUGGAACCUUUGGAACUGUAUAUCAUGGCAAAUGGAGAGGAACUGAUGUUGCGAUAAAAAGAAUCAAUGACAGGUGUUUUGCUGGGAAGCCAUCUGAGCAAGAGAAGAUGCGGUCGGACUUCUGGAAUGAAGCAUCUAAUCUUGCUGAUCUGCACCACCCAAAUGUUGUUGCUUUUUAUGGCGUUGUUCUAGAUGGACCUGGGGGAUCCAUUGCCACAGUUACAGAAUACAUGGUCAAUGGCUCACUUAGGACCGCUUUGCUGAAGAAUGCUAGGACCCUUGAUCGACGUAAGAGAUUAAUUAUUGCCAUGGAUACUGCUUUUGGAAUGGAGUACUUGCAUAACAAAAACAUCGUGCACUUUGACCUUAAAAGUGAUAAUUUGCUUGUUAAUUUAAGGGACCCUCAGCGUCCAAUAUGCAAGGUUGGCGAUCUUGGGCUUUCAAAAGUGAAAUGUCAGACCCUCAUCUCCGGUGGUGUCAGGGGAACACUUCCAUGGAUGGCCCCAGAACUUCUGAAUGGAAGUAGCAGCUUGGUCUCUGAAAAGGUUGAUGUGUUCUCUUUUGGGAUUGUUCUCUGGGAACUCCUCACAGGAGAAGAACCAUAUGGAGAUUUACAUUAUGGUGUUAUUAUAGGUGGCAUUGUGAGUAACACUCUACGGCCACCAGUGCCCGACUCAUGUGACCCGGAGUGGAGAGCACUGAUGGAGCAAUGCUGGUCAACAGAACCAUCUGAACGGCCAGCCUUUACAGAGAUAGCGAACAGAUUGCGCUCCAUGGCUGUUUCCCAGAAGGUGCAGCACUAAGGUCACCAGCAUGCAGAUGUGGCGGCACUCUUCAAACUUCCAGGGUAUCUGUGGGUCAGUUCGCUACCCACCAGAUUGCGUAUUUAGGAAUCCAGAACUGAUAUAUAUGCCUUCAUUGUGUCCCUAGGAUGUGUCCAUACCCCUUCAUUGUUUCAUAUCUUGUAAUCAAAAGUUACCAGCGUGUGUCUACAAGUGUCGCAAUGGACGUCGCAUAUGCCGAUUCAUUCAUUUAUACCUUUUGCUUAGAGAUGCCGUCAAUAAGUUACUAGUCUAGCGUCAGUUAUAGGGGAGUCUGAUAUGCUUAUUUUUUCCUUUUCUUUUUCACCCUUUUCCGGGUAAUAAUUGAGUUACUUAGAAGUCGUCGGUCGGUCGGUCGGCCGGUCUAAAUGUGAACUGGUUGUUGCUGGGUAAGUAUGGUUUGUUUGUAUAUUACAAGUUUGGGAACAGAGAGUGAGGUCCAUGCUUGUAAGUUGUAACAAUACCUGCUUGGUUUUGUGGUUGAGUUAUUGUGUUAUACUGAAAUUGCCCUGUGCCAUUGUGAAA